AUGUCCUCCUUCUACGCUUCGUCGCCUACCGUCGUCCUUCCUGCUCCCUCGGCGCAAUACUUCCCUCAUUCGCAAUUACACCAACCACCUACUACCAUGGGCAACAAGACCUUCUUCAAGCCGACCACCCCACCCACACAAUCGCUAUCCUCUGCUGCUGGGCGCAAACGCUCACGCGACGAUGACGACGACGAAGAGGUCACCCUGGCUGCUCCUCUUUCCAACUCACCAAUCAAUCAUGAAGAGCCCGUCUAUGGUCCUGGAAUGACCUUGCUUAACAAGCCUCACGGUCAAUCUUCUACUGGCACCUGGGUCGAAAACACGUGGGUUGAAACACCCCUCAUCCGUCCUGUAGCCACCCAAGCAUCCAGACCCACCAUGCCCAGUCGCAAAUCCCAACGUCUCGCUCCCUCUGGCCCUGAAUCAAACGACAUUGCUCUGACCAUCGAGGCCUCUGCUCACCGUCGUACUGCAUCAGUCGAGCCUCUUAUUGACGAGGUCACGCGCCUUCUCGGUAUCUCGUGGAUGCGUCUCGACGCUAGUGAAGCCCUUCAGAUCUCGGCAAAAGCCUACACAAGAUGGGUUCGCAGGCAUUAUCCUGGUCUUACCAAUAUCGAGCUGUGGUUCGAGAACUCUUCCAUCCCUGGUUACCUCGGUGUUGCAACCAACAAAGUCUCUGGUCAGAAGGUAUUUCUACUUUGGAGCAACGAUCUUAAGCAAGCUGUUCUUGUCACGAAGAAUCCCAACGAGCUGGUCUCGAAGUUGAUGUCUCCGCAAACAAUCAUUAACUCGGCGACUGAGUCCAUGUUCGCCAGUGACGAACCUGUCGCCGACGACUCUUCAGACAAGGGCUCACCAAGCCCAACCUUUGCCAUUCCUUCCGUCGUUCCUCAGGCUUCUGCCGCCAUGGACAUCGACUAG
Messenger RNA from Aureobasidium vineae, 921 nucleotides. NCBI's taxonomy places the organism in Eukaryota, Fungi, Ascomycota, Dothideomycetes, Dothideales, Saccotheciaceae. The record is from the annotation of a GenBank genome assembly.